This is a messenger RNA of Microtus oregoni (creeping vole), 5058 nucleotides long. It is a transcript of the gene Abcg1, whose product is annotated as ATP binding cassette subfamily G member 1. The transcript is spliced from 15 exons. Gene Ontology annotation, molecular function: ATP binding; ATP hydrolysis activity; ABC-type sterol transporter activity. Gene Ontology annotation, cellular component: plasma membrane. Gene Ontology annotation, biological process: transmembrane transport; cholesterol homeostasis. The record is from RefSeq and is a predicted model, not a curated record. Lineage: Eukaryota; Metazoa; Chordata; Mammalia; Rodentia; Cricetidae. The coding region runs from base 120 to 2120 and encodes 666 amino acids.
CAAGCGCAGCCUCGUUCCUGCAACCUCUUCCCCGCCGCCCGCAGCCUCCACCCCGCCGCCGCCACCACCACCACCACCACCACCACCACCACCGCUGCUACCGCCGCCGCCCCCGGGGCAUGGCCUGUCUGAUGGCCGCUUUUUCGGUCGGCACCGCCAUGAAUGCCAGCAGCUACUCUGCAGCGAUGACGGAGCCCAAGUCCGUGUGCGUGUCGGUGGACGAGGUCGUGUCCAGCAACGUGGACGAUGUCGAGACAGAUCUGCUAAACGGUCAUCUGAAGAAAGUGGACAACAACUUCACAGAGGCCCAGCGCUUCUCCUCCUUGCCUCGGAGGGCGGCUGUCAACAUCGAAUUCAAGGACCUUUCCUACUCCGUUCCCGAGGGACCCUGGUGGAGGAAGAAAGGAUACAAGACCCUUUUGAAAGGGAUCUCUGGGAAAUUCAACAGUGGAGAGCUGGUGGCCAUCAUGGGUCCUUCUGGAGCUGGGAAGUCCACGCUCAUGAACAUUCUGGCGGGAUACAGGGAGACCGGCAUGAAGGGGGCAGUCCUCAUUAAUGGCAUGCCCCGGGACUUGCGCUGCUUCCGGAAGGUCUCGUGCUACAUCAUGCAGGAUGACAUGCUGCUGCCUCACCUCACCGUUCAGGAGGCCAUGAUGGUGUCUGCACAUCUGAAGCUGCAGGAGAAGGAUGAAGGCAGACGGGAGAUGGUCAAAGAGAUCUUGACGGCGCUGGGGUUGCUGCCCUGUGCCAAUACACGGACGGGGAGCCUAUCAGGAGGCCAGCGAAAGCGCCUGGCCAUUGCUCUGGAGCUGGUCAAUAACCCUCCUGUCAUGUUCUUCGAUGAGCCCACAAGUGGCCUGGACAGUGCCUCCUGCUUCCAGGUGGUGUCACUGAUGAAAGGCCUGGCCCAGGGUGGCCGAUCCAUCGUCUGCACCAUCCACCAGCCCAGCGCCAAGCUCUUUGAGCUCUUUGACCAGCUUUACGUCCUGAGUCAAGGACAGUGCGUGUACCGGGGAAAGGUCUCGAAUCUCGUGCCGUAUUUGAGGGAUUUGGGUCUGAACUGCCCUACCUACCACAACCCUGCAGACUUUGUCAUGGAAGUGGCGUCAGGCGAGUACGGUGACCAGAACAGCCGCCUGGUGAGAGCUGUGCGGGAGGGCAUGUGUGACUCGGACUAUAAGAGAGAUCUCGGAGGCGACACGGACGUGAACCCAUUUCUUUGGCACCGGCCUGCUGAGGAGGAUUCCGCCUCCAUGGAAGGCUGUCACAGCUUCUCAGCCAGCUGCCUCACCCAAUUCUGCAUCCUCUUCAAGAGGACCUUCCUCAGCAUCAUGCGGGACUCGGUCCUGACACACCUGCGAAUCACCUCACACAUCGGGAUUGGCCUCCUCAUUGGCCUGCUGUAUCUGGGGAUUGGGAACGAAGCCAAGAAGGUCCUGAGCAACUCCGGCUUCCUGUUCUUCUCCAUGCUCUUCCUCAUGUUUGCCGCCCUCAUGCCCACUGUUCUGACCUUUCCCCUGGAGAUGAGUGUCUUCCUCCGAGAGCACCUGAACUACUGGUACAGCCUGAAGGCCUACUACCUGGCCAAGACCAUGGCUGAUGUCCCUUUCCAGAUCAUGUUUCCGGUGGCCUACUGCAGCAUCGUGUACUGGAUGACGUCACAGCCGUCAGACGCAGUGCGCUUUGUGCUGUUCGCUGCCCUUGGCACCAUGACCUCACUGGUGGCCCAGUCUUUAGGCCUGCUGAUUGGAGCUGCCUCCACAUCUCUGCAGGUCGCCACGUUCGUGGGUCCCGUGACUGCCAUCCCCGUCCUGCUCUUCUCAGGAUUCUUCGUCAGUUUUGACACAAUCCCAGCCUACUUGCAGUGGAUGUCCUAUAUCUCCUACGUCAGAUAUGGCUUCGAGGGGGUCAUCCUCUCUAUCUAUGGCUUGGACCGGGAGGACCUGCACUGCGACAUUGCUGAGACCUGCCACUUCCAGAAGUCAGAGGCCAUCCUGCGGGAGCUGGAUGUGGAGAACGCCAAACUGUACCUGGACUUCAUCGUCUUAGGGAUCUUCUUCGUCUCCCUGCGGCUCAUUGCCUAUUUUGUCCUGAGAUACAAAAUCCGGGCUGAGAGGUAAAACACCUGCAGGCCGGCAAGGAGGCAAAGCAGACAUUGUGACCAAGGGCACUGCUGGGAGGCAGCGGUGUGCCUGCUUCUGGUGACACAGACUCUCCCAACCCAACCUGGAGGCCACGCAGGUUGAUGGCGACCAGUGCUCAGCGCCUCUGCCCGCCGGGUUGGAACUGUUCGUUUCCUUUUCUAGCUUUAACUAGGAAGAUGUAGGAUGGUUGGGAUUUUUUUUUAUAUGCAGGAUUUAAAACACAACUGAUACAGAAUGUCAUCCUGUGAUCCAGCUGGGGACAAGAGGCUUCCUCAGUAGGUUCCUGCUGGAGUCCAGGACACCUUGGCCCUGGAGGAGGAGUGCUGGCCACAUUGGUCCCCAGAGAGGUGGAUAUCUUGUGGGGGAAAAGUCCACAGAUGGUGGACUCUACUUGAUGGCUGUCGUUUCUUCUUUUCUAAAGUUCGUCUCCUUUCUGAUGAAGUCACUUUCCGAGCCAAAGUCGAUAAAUUUCAUUCAUUUUGAGAGACUGUACCUUUUCCAGUGCUUCUCCAGGACUGGUUCAGGGUAGGAAAGGUGUGUUUUGCUUAGAAAUAGAGGAGUCCCACCUAGCCACCAAGUGAGGCUCACAGCCACAACCACUGAAGGUCAAACGUGGGCUCCAGGCGAGGGAGACCCCCCCGACACCAGCUGUGCUGGGCCAGCAGGGACGAAGAGCCAUGCCAGCAGUAUGGAGCGGGAUGUUGGCAGGCUCUUUCCAGACCUUUCUUUUUCACAUGCUUCUAUUUUAAGCAAAAUAGUUGAUUUCUUCUAUAGUUUUCUGGCCACUUUCAUUUUGCCCAAGAAGUACAUAGAUCGACCUUGUCGGUUUUUAAAGAACAGUUUCCCCUUUCUUCACGAAUCACGUUAACUACCUCCACUGAGCCUGGGAAGCCGGCCUGGGGACACAUUGGGUGUGGCCCUUGAAAUACGAGGGCACGCGCAGUGAGGGUGUCAGUGAGGGGCAGGCCGGCUAAGUGGAAGGGGAGGUGCCGUGGAUGUCCCCUUUAGGACACGCAGCUGCUUGCUUCUGGAGCACCGCCGUCCUACGAUGGAGUCUCCUGCAAAAGCCUAUAUUUUGUGGGUAGGCCCAUUUACCCCGUGAGCCUUGGUUUCCACACCUGUAAGUAAUUGCACUAGGUCGUGUUCUGACAGGUCCUGAGAUGCCUCGGUUGUGGCCUUGAAGCUUUCUUAUCUUCCUCUUAGAGAAUGAUAAGGGUCCGAAUUUUACUUAAACGCAUGGAUGUGCUUUGAAAAUAUUUAGAGAUUCUUUUUUAUUUUUUUCACUCCUAGAUCUUUUAUAGAGAAGACAAAUGAAAUGCAUAUUACAAUGUAAUUUUCAGUUUGCUCGUUCUAUACAAACAUGGCACUGCCUUCUAGAUUCAGCUUUUAACCAGGGACACAAUUCGCCUUUAUAAAAUGUCUUCAUUAAAAAAAAAAAAGUCUUGAUUUAAUUUCAAGAUGUUUGGGGGGCAUUGCACUGACUCCAGAGGGGAACUGCGGGGGGCACUGCAUUGACUCCAGAGGGGAACUGCGGGCUGUCAGCUGGCGAAGUGCAAGUUUAAAGGAACGGGAGUCGGGUGGUCACUUCGAAGUCAGUGCCAAGGAACCCAAUCCUCCCCUGUCUCCACCGACGGUUCAGUGUAAUGGCCCAUGUUUGGCAAGAUGUGCCAGGGGCUGGGUUCCUGCACUGAGACUGCUCUGCUGUCAAUCAAAGAGGCGGAGUGGUCCAUGUCUCAUGUCUGGAAGAGUGUCUCGCCCUCUGGAAGAGUUCUUGCGUGUCCAGAUUUCUCCUUGCCACUGUGAGCGGCUUGUCACUACCCCUAAGUCAGUGAGGGUAUGUUGGGGUCCCUUCAUAGAGCAGAGUCUGAGCUGAUGCUACAAGAGCUGGUUCACUGAUGAUGGGCAGGGUGAUGAGGGUAGUUGCUAAAGAAUGUUGACCAGAAUGGGCAAGAGGUCAGAAGUCACCCCACAGGACAGCAUUGCUCACUUGUUCUGCAGACUUGAAGAAGGCUGACAGCCAUUCUAGGGGAAGCUACAUCCUUGUCCCUCAUCCAGUGUCCACAGGCGCCCUGAUGUGUGCCUUCUGCUUCUCCAUAUUGUGUUCCUCCAUCACUCCCUCACUUAUCUGCUUUCCCCGUGUUGUUUCAAGCCCUCAGGCAGGGCAGGGACCUUCCUCAGGCCUUGCCCCAGUGGGCAGCUGCUUCACUCUCCUUAUCCAGGUAGGACUGAGGCGGGGAGGUGCUGGCACGAUGCUGAGGGGCAUCAGAGUCCGUGUCACACACCAGAGUCCACGCUGUCUGGCUUUCCCAGCUGUCAUUAUUCCAGCGGUGCAACAGUCGGGAAGUGCAGCACCUUUGCAGUGGCUGUCCCCUCAGCCAUUCUACCGCUAAGAGAAGGCCAAGACGAGAGGCCGGUCUGCUCUUUGUCUGAGGGACUCACAUCCAAGUGCCCGUGAUGAAUUGUUCUAGCCCGCCCAGGGGCUGACCUCGCCUGUGUCUUAGUGGCAAUAGACCUGUUCUUUCCUGUCUGAGCUUCCCAAGGCAACACUAGUGGGCCACUUCAGGUCAAAGAGACUGGCAUCCACGCGCUUCGGCUUGCGUGUCGAUGCAUGAGUUUGCACAUACACGCAUGUGCACACAUGCAGGCCUGCCCCCACACAUAGUGUUAUUCUAUGGCUCUCCCUGCGUGUCAGUAACACACCAGCCUCCAGGUCCUUCCCCAUCACGUUACUGCAUGGAGGAAAGACAAAAUUCAUCCAUGCCUGUGGCACAGAGGAAUGUCCCGUGGGAAAUCCACCGAGAUUGCUGAGAAACACCAGCUGAAUGAGAAUGCCACGGAAAGGCAAGCAGAACCCAGCAAGGGAGCUCGAGGAGUGGACUGUGUCAAUAUAAAGUUAGAUACUUGGAAGAAAUAA